CGAUUAUCCAUCAAACCAAAACCGUGAGGACACUCUGGAGUUGGCGGAGUGCUUCCCGAUGCUCUUGCGACUCCAAUCCGUGGAAAAGUGUGGGAAUUAAUCCAUAAAGCGGCGUAUGAAUCGAGGGUUCCUGCUUUCUGAAGAGGGAUUUGGACCAGCUUGCUGAGUUGUCUCCCCUGUACCAGCCACUUUUGAUACUAUUAUUGGUAGUCAAAAAUUGGGAUUACCGUUCUCGAAUCAGCAGCUAGCAUUAGCAUUCUGUCCCUAGUUGUUCGUAGCUGGCUGUCUCCGCUUGGAGGUAAUUAUUGCCAUUAGCAAUAACGUCAGCGAUAACUAUCACCUUACCAAUAGCAUUAGCUGAGUACACGUCAGCUGGUUAGCAUUAGCUGCCAAUAUGGAUCGCAGUAGCUGGAGCGGCAGUGAGAGUCCGGGGGACGACAUGGAAAGACUAAGUGACUCUGGAGGGGAUAAAACAAUGGAUGGGGACCCUGAGGGGGUCUGGAGCCCCGAUAUCGAGCAGAGCUUUCAGGAGGCCCUGGCAAUCUACCCGCCCUGUGGACGGAGGAAGAUUAUACUGUCGGAUGAAGGAAAGAUGUACGGUCGAAAUGAGCUGAUAGCCAGAUACAUCAAGCUCCGAACGGGCAAGACGCGGACGAGGAAACAGGUAUCCAGUCACAUCCAGGUUUUAGCCAGAAGAAAAUCCAGGGAGUUUCAAUCCAAACUAAAGGACCAGAAUGCCAAGGAGAAGGCGCUGCAGAGCAUCUCCUCCAUGUCUUCGGCUCAGAUCGUCUCAGCCACCGCCAUACACAGCAAGCUCCUGCCUGGGAUCGUACGGGCCAGCUUCCCCAGCAAUGCACAGCUGUGGCAGGGGAUGAUUCCUGGAGGACAAUCUAGCGCCGCCACUGAAGAUAUUAAACCAUUCUCUCAGCAAGCCUACUCUGUGCAGACAGCGGGGAUCACCACAAUCUCAGGCUACGAGCCUCCUGCUGCAGCCCAAACACACAGAGAGCCAGCAUGGCAUGGUCGCUCCAUCGGCACCACCAAACUACGACUGGUAGAGUUUUCAUCUUUCCUGGAGACACAGAGGGACCAGGAGGCAUAUAACAAGCACCUGUUUGUGAACAUCAGCCAGAACAACCCGAGUUACAGCGACCCCAUGCUGGAGUGUGUGGACAUCAGACAGAUCUACGACAAGUUCCCCGAGAAGAAAGGGGGCCUGAAAGAGCUGUUCGCCAAGGGCCCGCAAAACGCUUUCUACCUGAUCAAGUUCUGGGCGGACCUAAGUUCUAAUGUGCAGGACGACCCGGCAGCGUUCUAUGGAGUCACCAGCCAAUACGAGAGCUCGGAGAACAUGACCAUCACCUGCUCCACCAAGGUCUGCUCCUUCGGCAAGCAGGUGGUCGAGAAGGUUGAGACGGAGUACGCACGGUUUGAAAAUGGCCGCUUCAUUUACAGAAUCAGCCGCUCUCCGAUGUGUGAAUACAUGAUCAACUUCAUCCACAAGCUCAAACACCUUCCUGAGAAAUACAUGAUGAACAGCGUGCUGGAGAACUUUACUAUUCUGCUGGUUGUGAGCAACAGAGACACUCAGGAGACCUUGCUGUGUAUGGCGUGUGUGUUUGAGGUGUCUAACAGUGAGCACGGAGCUCAGCACCACAUCUAUCGACUCGUCAAGGACUAACACACACACACACACACUUAUCAAACACACACACAUAAGGCCUUUUGCUUGGUGAUUAAUGGUGACAUUGGAGGUAAAAUGUCAAAAAACAGAAUUCUACAAAAGUGUCUUUCAGCCAAACUACUCGACAUAGUGAGAAAGGAAAUGGCUUCAUUUUUACUGCAAAACAUCACAAUAAUAAUUGGGUAUUUUUUGUAUUAUUAAAAUCAGCUAUAAAGCAGUUUGCUUCAGGAUCCUCCAUUUCAACACAACAAUAUUCACUCCAACCUCUAUAUCAGAUGGUAAUUAGCUGUAAAAAAAAUACAUUGAUUAUUAAAAAAGCACAAUGAAUCACAUCAGAAUCUAACUGGGUGGUUUCCCCAAAAACAUUCUGAAUCUGAUAUCACCGAGAGACGUCUCCUUCUAAUUGGUUUCUUCCCUUUUUUCUCCCAAUAAAUUUGUAUUUUGCUGUUCUGUAGAUGGAAAUGAAAGUGUUAUUUCUGUCAAGUGCUUUUGGGAAAUUCCACCCUGGGAAAAUAAAUUAAAUUCCCUCCUCCCUGUGACAAAAGAGUGUGUGUUAUCUGCCAAGAUACUGACGGACACUGAAGGUCAGACCCUGUGUAUCAUCAAUAACAAGAAAAGAAAAUAACUAUUGCAUUAUGCAUCAUAUAGUACACUAUAGAGUUGGUUUUGUACAUAUAUCCACUGCAAAUUGUGUGAGCUAGAU
Trematomus bernacchii (emerald rockcod) is the source of this 2387-nucleotide messenger RNA. It is a transcript of the gene tead1a, whose product is annotated as TEA domain family member 1a. The transcript has 12 exons. The record is from RefSeq and is a predicted model, not a curated record. Gene Ontology annotation, cellular component: transcription regulator complex. Gene Ontology annotation, biological process: regulation of transcription by RNA polymerase II; hippo signaling; embryonic organ development. The coding region runs from base 395 to 1681 and encodes 428 amino acids. NCBI's taxonomy places the organism in Eukaryota, Metazoa, Chordata, Actinopteri, Perciformes, Nototheniidae. Gene Ontology annotation, molecular function: RNA polymerase II cis-regulatory region sequence-specific DNA binding; DNA-binding transcription factor activity, RNA polymerase II-specific.